UGUCUCCGACUGUCAAAAUCUAUUCUAAAAAUUGAUUGUUUUUGUUUUAAAUUUUCGAUUUUGAAUUUCAUUCAUUGAAGAAAUUAAGUUUGCUUUGCAAUAAAUAAAUAUUGCCAUCAAGUUAUUAUUGUAACAAAGGGCAAUGGAGACUUGUGUGAGAGGAUUUUCUUACAAGCCUGAAACUAAAGUAGAGGAUUUAAAAUAUGUGGAAAGUGAAGAAUUGGAGCGUACAUGGAAGACCGCUCAGAGAGAGCGUCAAAAGCAGCAGGAACAGAAGAUAUGGGAAGAGUUCAUGAACGAGCAGGAUAUUGUGCAGAAUGUUUACAGAGAAGACCCUUACCAAUUCUUGAACCAACUCCCCCAAGAAUACAUCCAGGAACUGCUGGAGAUUGAGCUGCAAAAAAUGAGUGAAGAAAAUGGUGACAACAUACAAGAUGAGGGACAGACUGAGGUAGCAGACAGCAUGGCUGUGGAACUGACCACACAUGGUACUGCUGUGUGCUCAGAGGAAGCGGACAAGGAAGACACCAACAUCUUCAACAUCUUUGAUGAUGAAGACAAAGAAGAGGAUGUCUCUGGCGAAGAUAAAGAGUACUGUGACAACGAGUCCAACGUCAGUCCGCCGUGCACCGUCAGAGAGAGGCAGGACGACAUGGCGCUGGCGUGCGAGGUGGACAACUCUGACAAAAUAUCCAGAAAAUCUUCGGGCGAUAACGUAGCUAAUAUGAUAGAAGGCAGCAUCUACUGCGCCAAAGUUAAGGACUUACGCGUAAAGAUCAAUGAGGAACUUCUCAACAUCAUUGGUCAGUUGGAACAGAAAGAUAUGCUAAACAUCGACCCGAUUGAGUUCCCCAAGUUGACGCGGCGCUCCGCGGAGUUCUGCGCGCGCUUCCACCGCGUGCACGUGUACCAGCUGCAGAGACAGAUCGCGGACAUAGAGCGGCACACGAGCCGCGCGCCGGCGCUCGCGCAGCGCACGCACUACCAGGCGCAGCUGGCGCGCGCCGCCUCGCUGCACAUCAGCCUGCUGCACGCCUUGCAGGUGUUUUCCCGGUCUCUGCCGCAAACUGCGUGUGUGCGAGAGAGCGGUGAAAUGCUGAAGCUAGUAUUGUCUCUCAUAUGGGAGGCGACCCGCGUGUGUAGCGACGCGCGGCCGAACACACUACCCGCGGCCGCAGGACUUUUUGAUGACUGCGUCCAGCUGACGUGUGAGACUCUGGAGGUGACCGUGAGUGAGUACACCAUGAAGAUGCAGGACUACAUGACGAGAACCGAAGACACGAGCAUGCCAUGUUCCCGAAAGUCUAGUAAGAUGAAAGGGCGUAAACGAUCUACCGGCGUUACGUACUCCAAGUCUGGAAGCAAAUCACUGUGCACCGAGGCGGCGCUGUCGAUGUACUCGGGCACGCAGCGGGCGGCCGGCGCGCGCUCCUCCAGCUCCAAAGACAAUCAGUCCAGCAGCGGAACUUCGAAGAUGCGCGUACCCAACGUCGCGCGAAGCAACCAGCAAGCCAGCAACAAACAGGAACUAGCGAAGAGUCCGAAAAAGUCACCCAGGAGCCGCCGGCCGCUCAUGCGCGCACCGCACGCGCCCGCGCGCCCGCGCCGCGCGCCGCUCGACGAGCGCGACGUGCGCACGCUCGUGGAGACCGUCGCGCCGUGCGCCUCAAAUCAUAGCCGAGAUCCGACCCCUCCGAAGAGCAACGAAGCGAGCCCUCACCCAGGACACAAAGAAACCCCAAAAGUCCCCAGACCCAAAGAGCCUUCCCGUACCCCCGUCGAGCUGACGCCGAGGAGCAGGCCUGCCAACAUCAUCGCCAGGAACAAACUAGCCGUUGUGAGCCACAUCAAGAAACCAAUCACACCGAAGAAGCUGAUAGAAAAAAUCAACACUCCGAGAGAAGCUGAUAGAAAAAAUCAACACUCAGGUCAAGAAAACACCACCGUUCGGGAACCAAUCAUCAAAAAUGUGAUGGAAAAUACGAUUGUUCAAGCGAAGGAAAGUGAUAGUCAAGAUCCAGUCAAGAGUCCAGUGAAACCCAAAGAAGAUUGGAAGUCUGUGACCGGAGAGCCGAGAAAAUCCGAAAAUGAGAGAAAUAGGGCCGCAGACGCAGAGCCGACGAGCUGCGAAGUGACAAGGCUGGUGCGGCAGCUAUGCGGGGGCGACAAUAAAUUUGGGAUGAAAAGCGAGCGCGCGACGGGAGCGAAGAACGCGCAACUGCUGUGCGUCACGAGAGGCAGUGCGGGGCAGCCGAGCACUCCGCAGUUGCUGCGGAUACUAGAGGAAACGAUCCAGAAGAAGACCCCGAGGCACCUGUUCCCGCGCCAGCCCUUGCCGGCGAAGGACGCGGAGAAGCUGCGCAUGACCGUCGCCGUCCCGGAGCUGGUGUCCGACGCGCUGCUCGACUACCGCACCAACUUCGUGCAGCACAUGCUCACCAGCGCCCUGUACGCCAACAGCGCGGUGGGCAAGCCGUGGGAGAAGAUCGCCAGUAUAUCAGAGAAAAUAAUAGACGAUCUACUCCUUAAGUGCGCUAACCAAAUGGAACUGCAGAAGUUUGUGAAUCAGAUGUACGAGGACGAGACUUGUUAAUUUUUAUAAAACCUGUAUUUUUUCUUAUGUGGAUUUAUGAUAUUCUUAAUUUCAAAUAAAAUUCUCAAUACUUUAGAA
Messenger RNA from Bicyclus anynana (squinting bush brown), 2671 nucleotides. RefSeq lists its product as uncharacterized. The record is from RefSeq and is a predicted model, not a curated record. The transcript is spliced from 20 exons. The coding region runs from base 143 to 2593 and encodes 816 amino acids. NCBI's taxonomy places the organism in Eukaryota, Metazoa, Arthropoda, Insecta, Lepidoptera, Nymphalidae.